Messenger RNA from Branchiostoma belcheri (Belcher's lancelet), 2757 nucleotides. RefSeq lists its product as uncharacterized. The record is from RefSeq and is a predicted model, not a curated record. Bases 115 to 2412 code for a protein of 765 amino acids. Lineage: Eukaryota; Metazoa; Chordata; Leptocardii; Amphioxiformes; Branchiostomatidae. The transcript is spliced from 8 exons.
GUGAAACUAGUUUACUCAAACCUUACGCCAUUGACAUGUGAACUUCUGCCGCCAUCUUCUAUCACCAUUAAAUUACAUCCUUUCUGAACAAGAUUGUAAGAAAGGUUCUAAAGAAUGGCAGGUGGUGGGGAAUUGAAGCUAAGGUACCGGAUACUGAUCGGGGUGGUGGCAGGCGGAGCCGUGCUGGCCGUAGUGAUCGGCCUCGCCGUUGGCUUGACAGUACAACGAUGCAACGAAUCAAAAGAGGAAAUCGUUAGGGUCGGUGUACUGUUUCUAACCGACAACGACGCAGCGGAGGCCCUGAAGGAAGCGGCGAUGUUGGCCGUGGAUGACAUCCGUGCCCAUCGGGAGAAGGUACCGUCAGCUCCGGACAUCCAGGUCCACAGCGUAGACUACAAUGGAUCUUCAGAUGGAGCCCUGCAAGCUUUCCGUGACCUGUACAACCGACAGGGCGUGCGUCUGUUCGUGGGUCCCCAAACCAGCAGCCAUGCGGUCCAUGUGGCGGAGUGGGCGACGGUGAACGCACCAGACGCGGUCUUCAUUUCACCACGAGCAACAUCUGAACGCUUGGCCAACGCCACAAAUACCAUACGCCUCAGCAAGGGCAACCAACCUCUUGCCCUGGCCUUGUACCUGAAGCUAAAAAGCGACAACGUCUCCGUCGUCAUCCCGGUACACGUCGAGGACAUCUACGCUACAGACCUGGUGCAGAGGAUUCGCGACCUUGCGGACGGUACGAUUGACAACAUUACAGUCGGUACUAAUAUCAGCUACGCGCCGGGGACCAUCAACAACAAGGAAGAAGCACGAAGUCUCACUGACCAACUCCGCGAUUCCCUUAGGGACAACCCGGACGCAGUCGUCCUGCUCGUGUCGCAUUCUGAAGCAAGGUACAUCCUGGAAGCAGCCAACAAUGACACUGUUCUGUUGAGUCGUAUGUGGUACACCGGGGACUCCUUGGCUCUGCGAGAGGACAUCCUGAGCUCUGAUGACGCAAAGCUGUCAGCACAGACGGUAAGCCUGUACGGACUGGUUUUUGCAGGGGAGGGGCUUCACAGCAAACGAAGGAUGCGCAAGAUGCAGACCCUAGCCGACCGCCUGAAACGCUCGCCUCCCGUGUAUGCUCCGCUGGCCUACGACGCAGUCAACCUGAUCUACGACACAUGUCAGAUCGUGCGCACCACCGAUGCUCCGACGGUUCUUGUACACCUGACCCGCGAGGCGGAAUGGCAGAACGGACUGUCCGGCAGGCUGGCGAUCGACUCCACAAGGACCCGCGCAUUUGGAGGUUACCUGCAUUCGUUCGUCGCUCCACGUAUUCCAGAUACCAGCAAGGUCACGGUCGCCAUAACAGGGUCCUGGAUUCUCGACGGAUUGUCGAAGGUAUCUCACGUGGAGGAUGAGUCUGACCAGGAGAGCGGCAGGAGGGAGGUACCUUCUUCUGACAUAGCGUCCAUGUCUGCUGUGAUGUCCGCUGCAACGUCGUCUGCCUCCAUCUUCAACAAGUCUGAUGUCAUGGCACUGAAGGCGCUGGCUGGAGACGACUGUCGCAACUCGACGUUUUCCAUCAACGCUACGGAUCCUGCAACGUACAUGCAGAUGGAACAUAACUUCACGGAAGACACGUUUCCAGAGGUGUUCAUAGUAUCAACUAACUACGGCUACAGUCUGCAGAUGAACUGUGACAAGCCGGAAGGUCCGGUGACGCUGGACGUGCUCUGCCCGCCAAGCACCAAUCCCAGUGACAACAUGGAAUGCGUGCAGACCGUCACCUAUCCUGUUUCCGAUCAGGGUGGCCGCCGCCGCCUACUGUUGUCCAAGGAUACCGCAGUUGCUAUCGGAACAUGUGUUGGCACCACUGUUGGGUGUAGUGUUUGUAUCGCAGUCCUGGGAAUUUUCACACUUGGCAUCUCUGCAGCUUCGUGCGUUUCGCCUUGCGCCUUCGGUAUUGCAGGAUCCUGUGGCACUGCUGCUGCAAAGGGUAUAAGCGAUGACAAGAUCAUCUGCACUGAACUUUUUGUCCAAGGUCACCUGGAUGCCCAGACCUACCUGGCUGACGCCGCCUUUGGUCGCCAGCUAGCUGCAGAGUUCCCACACGUGAUGGAGGGGUACCACACCCUGGCCAACCCCAUCGUGUGGCUGAUGCAGCGGUCCGACACUGCUACAUCCAUUGUCAAGACCUUCGCCCUCCCCUGGGCCCAACACAUGAGCUACCUACAGGACAUGGUGGAUGAAGGGGACGAGUUUGGGGCCAUUGUCAUGGAGAUAGGGAUGGUUCUGAGCGGUGCGGUGGGGAGGGUCAUGUGGGCAGCCAGGGCUGUCAUGGCACUGGGAAAUGUCAUCCUGAUCACUGUCCUUAUUGCCAUGGUUACCAUUGUGGCAUGCCUCGCUAUGGGCAAGAACAAAGCUUGAGAUGAUUAGAGAACCUUGGGGUGUGUUCAGGAAAACCCCGACUUAAAAUUUAAUUCCAUUUUGUAUCAUUCCAUGUUGAGUAUCUGAUCAUGAGUUAACAUGCUAAUGCUAUCACCAUAUAUUCAGAUAGUCUUCAUAUAUACAGCUGUACAUUGUUCUUCUUGUGAAAGACGUAACUUUGUAUUGAUUUUAGUUUGUGAGGAAAUGCUUUGUGUUGACAUAGUUGAAUAGUGCAAAUCAUUGCCAUAGCUGUAAUCACAUGUUAGUAGUGCCUGUAUUGUAAACCCUAUUAAGUAUUUAAGACACAACUUCCAAGAAUUAACGAAAAGUGUGAUAUAAAAGACA